Aspergillus tanneri is the source of this 2013-nucleotide messenger RNA. RefSeq names its product transcription factor domain-containing protein. Gene Ontology annotation, molecular function: RNA polymerase II cis-regulatory region sequence-specific DNA binding; zinc ion binding; DNA-binding transcription factor activity, RNA polymerase II-specific. The transcript has a single exon. Lineage: Eukaryota; Fungi; Ascomycota; Eurotiomycetes; Eurotiales; Aspergillaceae. Gene Ontology annotation, biological process: DNA-templated transcription; regulation of transcription by RNA polymerase II. Bases 1 to 2013 code for a protein of 670 amino acids. Gene Ontology annotation, cellular component: chromatin. The record is from RefSeq and is a predicted model, not a curated record.
AUGUCGACUCCGACACAACAUAAUGCGCAUUUUAUACCAGGAAAUGCGACUUUCCCGCACGUCAUGUCCGGAGUUGGAAGCCAUGCGGUGUCGGAUCAAACGCCGGCGAGAGCUCCCUCAGAGACGACUACUUUCGGGGAAUCAUUCACGGGAUUCGGCGCCUCUGCAUCGUACGACGGGGAUGAUUUUACCUCGUUUCUGGAUAGCAUUCCGCUGCCAAGCCAUCCUUUCUCUCCUAGUUACCAACCCCUGCCGUUGUUCCCUGCCCUCCAGUUCGACUCUACUCCUGUCUACGACCAGUCCAACAAGGACAGAGACAGAGACGCUGCAAGCGUAACCACACCGGGAUCGGUACUCCCUCGUCACGGCACGCAACUGCCCUCACUUCAGCCAGAGGAAUCGCACACGCCUUACAAGUCCCGACAACCGCGGAGUUCUAUCUCGGUGACGACGCAGUGUCGCGACCGCUACGUCGCUUUACUAACAGACUACGCGAAUGUCAUCACCGACCCUUUCAUCCCCUCACGACACGCCCUGUCGCGAUGUCUGACAGGGUAUCUAACGGGGUACCAUAAACAUUACCCAUUCAAGCACAUCGCGACUCUGGACGUAGAAUCCCUCUCCCUACCGCUGUUCCUCUCCAUGGCUGCGCUGGGCGCUCGAUACUGUCGGGAACCUGACACGAGCAUGAAUCUCUAUCUUGUCGCCAAGGCCGUGACCAUGGAGCACAUCCGACGGAAUUACCAAUGGAUUCUACCACCCCCUGCUACUCCAUCUCCCGCAUCGCGGGAUCAAGAUCAUCUUGACACUAUCCAAGCGCUGGUGAUGCUAACAUCAAUCUCCUCGUGGUUCGAACGCAACCCAGCAUACUCCGAAGGACUAUUCAUCCGCGGGGUAUUAGAGACGCUAGUCCGACAGGGAGGUAUCAACGAACUCCCGUCCCAUGACGGGACAUGGCAUAGCUGGAUCCGGACGGAGGAACGCAAACGUACGAAACUCGUGGUAUUCUGCAUUCUCAACAUCCACACUAUCGUCUUCGACGUACCGCCGCUGGUCCUCACCGAGGAACUGACGCUGGAUCUGCCCUGCACGGAGAAAGAAUGGCAAGCCACGACGGCGGAGCAAUGGCAUUCCGAACGAGCGCAGCGUCUCCCACAGCCCGUGGUUGAAAUCAAACUUCAAGACGCGCUAUCCUCUCUAUUCUCUCAACCCGCAAUGUCCACAUCCAGACAUCUAGAGAGUUUCUCCUCUAUGGGCGGAUACGUUCUCAUUCACUCCAUCAUCCAGAACAUCUGGCUGAUCCAGAAAACAUGUCGACUACCACACACGAAGACGAGCUCGUUAUCUACAACGCAGAUAGCAUCCCUAGAACACGCACUGGAACAAUGGUGUCAAUGCUGGGAACACAACCAGGAAUCAUCGAUUGAUCCAUUCAAUCCGCACGGGCCGAUCUCAUUUACAUCAACAGCGCUACUUCGACUCGCGUACAUCCGACUCAACGCAGACUUCAGCUCUGCGCGACGUCUACAGACAUGGGACCCGGAUGCGAUCGCGCAGUCGCUGCUGGGGAAUGUGUGCGUGGAACGGAGUGAUCGAUUAACGCGCGCGGCGCUGCAUUGUGCGCAUGCGCUCAGCACGCCCAUCAAAUUGGGGAUCAAUUUCGUGGCUCAUACGCACGUGGCGUCGUGGUCGAAUCAGUACGUGCUGUGUUCGAUGGAGUGUGCCGUGUUGCUGGCGAAGUGGUUGGAGGUGGCGACUGUGUUAGAUCCGCAGCCGGAGCUGACGGAGCAGGAGUCCAAAUUGCUGGAGUUUGUUAUUGAGAUGGUCAUGGAGGCGAGGCAUGGCGUAUCGCGUGAGUGGCUGCUGGGACGUCCGACGCGGUUGAGUGCCUCCGUCACGCGCCUCUGGGCCCAGCUCUUUACGGCGGAUUAUAUCUGGGAACUGGUCAAUUUGAUCGGUCGGUCGUUGAACCGGUACGCGGAUCGGUUGGAGAGUUUGGAUGGACUUAAUUAG